AUGCUGUUUUCUUUGCAUGUUGUGAUCAAGGGAACAAGUACCUCGAUUGAACCCAGCACGCACCUCGUCACUGAAAAGCUACCGCUAUGGUUCAGUUUGGCACGGAUUCUGCACACAGAUAUUAUCCAGGUUCCAUCGAGUUUCCUCCCGCCUGGCCCUGUUGCCGGCACGAACAGGACAACGGGUGACAUUGACGUGGUCGUAUCCGAUCUCCAACGCGUGGCAGAUAUAGGUGCCGCCCAAACGCCUCCAAUCCGGUUCGGUUCGUUCGUUUACGAGGCGCUCGUCGGAGGGGACCAUGUUGAUACAUGGGAACAAGCCUGGGAAAUUGUCAGAAAGGUUAGCCGGUCCAAUUUUGGGAUCUGUCUGGAUACCUUUGACAUUGCCGCGAGGGUAUACGCCGAUCCCGUACGGGUGGACGGGAAGACACCACACGCAGACGAGGACAUCCAAGCAUCUAUUUUCCAAUUACAUGAAAUAGACAUGCCAAAGGUAUUUUUACACCCGGGUUGUGGAUGGGGAGAGGCUUUCCAGCCCGCUAGAUGA
Molecule: messenger RNA, 546 nt
Organism: Monascus purpureus
Lineage: Eukaryota; Fungi; Ascomycota; Eurotiomycetes; Eurotiales; Aspergillaceae
Source: the annotation of a GenBank genome assembly